Messenger RNA from Perca flavescens (yellow perch), 690 nucleotides. RefSeq names its product claudin 35 (gene cldn35). The transcript has a single exon. Gene Ontology annotation, cellular component: membrane; bicellular tight junction. Bases 1 to 690 code for a protein of 229 amino acids. The record is from RefSeq and is a predicted model, not a curated record. Gene Ontology annotation, molecular function: structural molecule activity. NCBI's taxonomy places the organism in Eukaryota, Metazoa, Chordata, Actinopteri, Perciformes, Percidae.
AUGGCGAACACUGGCAUGCAGCUGAUCAGCUUCACCUGCGCGGUGACUGGCUGGAUCAUGGCGAUCGCGGUCACGGCCUUGCCUCAGUGGAAGGUCUCGGCCUUCAUCGGCAGCAACAUCCUGACCUCAGAGAUCAAGUGGGAAGGCAUCUGGAUGAACUGCAUCUACCAGACCACUGGUCACAUGCAGUGUAAGACCUAUGACUCCCUGCUGGCCCUGCCUCCAGACAUCCAGGCGGCCCGCGCCCUCAUGUGUCUGGCCAUCUUCAUGGGCUGGCUCUCCUGCACGGUGUCCUGCUGCGGCAUGAAGUGCACCACCUGCGCCGGGGACGACCGCCGGGCCAAGGCGGGCAUCGCGCUCUCAGGCGGGGUUCUCUUCAUUCUGACCGGCCUGUGCGUGCUGAUUCCCGUUUCCUGGACUGCUAACACCGUCAUCCAGGAUUUCUAUAACCCCAACGUGCCACUGAUGCACAAACGAGAGCUGGGUCAGGCCAUUUAUCUGGGCUGGGCGUCUGCGGUUAUUCUCAUGAUCAGCGGAGCUGUGUUGAGCAGCACCUGUCCCCUCAUGGAGAGGAGCGGCAGGUACCGCAGGGGCUAUAUAGGCCGGAGCUUUGCUAAUUCACCCGCUUCAGCACCAGAUCCCCCAAAACCUAUCACAUCUAAUAGUGUACCAUUAAAGGAGUACGUAUAG